UGCUUUAUUCUUCUUACAUUUUAAGAUUCAAUGCUUAAGUAGCAAUGCACAGUACCAUCAAAAUGAUAUAGGUUUAUUUGUUCAUAAACAUGCUUUGGCUGAUGAAGAUAAAUAUCUUGUUCUUACAAAUGUAUGGGUACCACCGCCAAAUUAUAGUUUUCCGAUAACUGAUAAAAACAAAAACCGUGGUCUAAGAUUUCAAUACAAAUGGCUGACUGAGUUUGAAUGGCUACAAAAUCUCGUGGUAUAAAUAAUCAGCCGUUAGGUCAACUUGCUGUUAGGGCCUUAGAUGAAUGGAAAAAUGCCAAGCAGAUUUUACGUGAACAUUCUAAAAAGCUUUAUCAUGAACAUUGUGUCGUGGACUCUAACCAUUUUCUUAGUGUUUAUUCUAAACAAAAAUUAUCAAUCAUUAAUCAGUUAGAUUUAGAAAGAGCUGAACAAAUCAAAUCAAAUAGAAAAAAGCUUAUUUCAAUUAUUAAUUGUGUGAUCUUGUGUGGUCGUCAAGAAAUAACUUUGCGAUGCCACAGGGAUUCUGGAAACAGCAACAACCAAUCAACCAAUGUAGAUAAUUUUAGAGCUAUACUUAACUAUCGGAGUGAAGGUGAUGAUUAUUUAAAACAUCAUUUAGAAGAACAAGGAAGAAAUAAAUACAUCACACCUCAAGUUAAAAAUGAAAUAAUUUCAGCAUGUGGAGAAAUAAUUUUAAAAGAAAUAGUAAAUGAAGUAAAUAACUCUCGUUGUUUUACCGUGUUGGCUGAUGAAACCACUGACAUAGCAGUUAUCGAACAGUUAGCAUUAUGUGUGAGAUAUGUUGAUUCAAAAUAUAAUAUUAAAGAAAAUUUUCUAAAAUUUAUACCUGUAAAUAGCCUAACUGGGAAAAAUCUAGUGGAGUCUAUUUUAAGUGGAUUAACUGAAUGUGGAAUAAACUGCAAUUUCCUUUAUGGCCAAGGAUAUGAUGGUGCUAAAAACAUGUCAGGCCAGUUCAAUGGUGCUCAAACACACAUUAGAACUACUUUCCCUAAAGCGAUAUAUGUACAUUGUGCAGCCCACUUAUUGAACUUGGCUGUAUCUACUGCAUGUAACAUACAACCCAUUAGAAACUGUUUGGGUAUUAUAGAGAAAUUACAUAUUUUCUUCAAUACUCCUAAACUUCAUAAUGUAUUAUUAUCUUGUAUUGAAAAUAGCAAUACUGAUAUAAAAAUAAAAAGCCUUAAAAAGACUAUGUGCUACAAGAUGGGUACAGCGUUAUGAUGCUGUACAUGAUUUUGUGGAAUUAUUUGAUUUUGUAUUAGAAGCUUUAGAAUUAAUUUCAGAUUGGAAAGAUUCAUCAGGAACUGCUAUAGAAGCCAAUAUGCUUAUAAAAUCAAUUGAUUCAGAGUUAUUAAAUUGUAUCAGUUUAUGUUGUUGCUACUGUUUUCAUAUGGUUUGCUUCUAUGCAAGCAGUUGCAAAGAGAGCGAAUUGAUUUAAAAGAAGCAGUCAAUCUCACAGAAGAUAUAGUAACAGAGCUAAAGCUAAUUAGAAGUAAUUGUGAUUGUAAAUUUAAAAAAACAUUUAGUCAAGCAAAGGACAUGUCUGCUAAACUAGACAUUGAAUUAACACACAAAAGAAUCAUUAAAAAACAAAAAAAACCGUGCUAAUCCUAUAACAGAUGGAGAGUU
Messenger RNA from Sipha flava (yellow sugarcane aphid), 1659 nucleotides. Its product is annotated as zinc finger MYM-type protein 1-like. NCBI's taxonomy places the organism in Eukaryota, Metazoa, Arthropoda, Insecta, Hemiptera, Aphididae. The record is from RefSeq and is a predicted model, not a curated record.